Messenger RNA from Prinia subflava (tawny-flanked prinia), 1812 nucleotides. It is a transcript of the gene RHOG, whose product is annotated as ras homolog family member G. NCBI's taxonomy places the organism in Eukaryota, Metazoa, Chordata, Aves, Passeriformes, Cisticolidae. Gene Ontology annotation, molecular function: GTPase activity; protein kinase binding; GTP binding. The record is from RefSeq and is a predicted model, not a curated record. The transcript has 2 exons. Gene Ontology annotation, biological process: cell chemotaxis; motor neuron axon guidance; Rac protein signal transduction. The coding region runs from base 168 to 743 and encodes 191 amino acids. Gene Ontology annotation, cellular component: cytoplasmic vesicle; cytoskeleton; cell projection.
GUUUCUCCGCGGGACCGCCCGGGGCGGUGGAGGAGGCGGCCGCAGACUUCCUCCUCCUCCUCCUCCUCUUCGUCCUGCUCUUCGUGCUGCUGCCGCUGCCGCCCCGGCCCCGCGCCCGCCGCCGCGCCAUGCCCCGGGGCUGCUGAAGGGACGCCAGCACCGCCGGGAUGCAGAGCAUCAAGUGCGUGGUGGUGGGUGACGGGGCGGUGGGCAAGACCUGCCUGCUCAUCUGCUACACCACCAACGCCUUCCCCAAGGAGUACAUCCCCACCGUGUUCGACAACUACAGCGCGCAGAACACGGUGGACGGCAGGACUAUUAACCUAAACCUGUGGGACACGGCCGGCCAGGAGGAGUACGACCGCCUGCGGACGCUUUCCUACCCCCAGACCAACGUCUUCAUCAUCUGCUUCUCCAUCGCCAGCCCGCCCUCCUACGAGAACGUCAAGCACAAGUGGUACCCUGAGGUGUGCCACCACUGCCCCAGCGUGCCCAUCCUCCUCGUCGGCACCAAGAAGGAUCUGAGGAACAACCCCGAGACCAUGAAGAGGCUCAAGGAGCAGAACCAGGCGCCCAUCACCACCCAGCAGGGCAUCAGCCUCUCCAAGCAGAUCCGCGCCGUCAAGUACCUGGAGUGCUCUGCGCUCAACCAGGAGGGCAUCAAGGAUGUGUUCACCGAGGCCGUGAGGGCCGUGCUCAACCCCGCCCCGGCCAAGCCCAAGAGGCCCUGUGUGCUCUUGUGACGGGGCUGCCCACAGACGAUCCUGCCCCGGCACCCCCUCACUCCUGCCCCACCCACCCCGGUGUCCCCCGAGCCUCCAGCUUUGAUAAUACAGACCUCGUUUGCACUAACUGUGCCCGCCCCGGGGGCACCGGGGCCGCCCCACCCCGCCCCGGCUGUCAGCGUUCUCUGGUGCCGCCUCUGCCGUCCCGGCACAGCAACGCUUCCUGAGAAGGGGGUGCCCGGGGUGGGCCAACCCCACCGCAGCCCUGAGCACCCUGCUGGGACCUGUCACCCCGAGCCCUCCACGGGGACCUGCCACCUCCACGCUCUGCACCAGCUGGGGCACAGGGGGUCCCCAGCCCUCUGUGCCAGCCCUGGCACUCGCCCAGCCCGGAGCAUCUUGCUGGCACUGCCCCAUGGGAUCCCGGGGAUACCCUGGGAUCCCGGUGGUGGAACCAGGGCUCCUGGGAGGUGUUUGGGGUGAGGUGUCCCCCCACACCAGGGACCUGCAGCCCUGCUGAGGGCAGAGCCAGUGUGGCCAGAGGAGAGAGUUCCUGCCCUGGCUGGUGCUGGAGCUCCACAGGGAAGGACUCACCUGUAACCAGCUGCCCCCGAGGUUGCUUCUCCUUAAAUAAAAACCUGCCCAGACCCCUGUGUCCUGUGCUCUCCCAUGUGCACCCACCUUUCCUGGGCAUAGGGACACUCCCUGGAGGGACAUGGGUGUCACCAGCCCGAGCUGGGCUGGGACCCCUCACCGGGCCAGGGCAAAGCUGAGGGUGCUCAUGGUGCCUGCCAGGGCUCUCUUCCAGGGGAAACUGCCAGGGGAAGCUUGGGAUGUCCCUGCCACGGCCAGUCCUGACCCCACCAUCUCUGUGCCCAGCUGAGCUCACACCUGGGGGCUUGGGGACAUUGUAAGGGACAGGAACAGGGACAGUGCAGGAGGUGGCCAUGGGGCCAUUGCACUAUGUGGGAAUGGGGACAUUGCAGGAAUUGGCACACGAGUGGGGUCCCCACCUGGGCAGCCCCCACCCACCCCAGCCCCGUCUCUGGGGUGGCAGAUGGAGGGCAGAGCCCUGUGUUGCCAUGCC